This is a messenger RNA of Eimeria necatrix, 417 nucleotides long. Its product is annotated as CMGC kinase, CK2 family, putative. The transcript is spliced from 4 exons. Gene Ontology annotation, molecular function: ATP binding; protein kinase activity. Bases 1 to 417 code for a protein of 138 amino acids. The record is from RefSeq and is a predicted model, not a curated record. Gene Ontology annotation, biological process: protein phosphorylation. Lineage: Eukaryota; Apicomplexa; Conoidasida; Eucoccidiorida; Eimeriidae.
AUGGAAAGAAUAGGAGAAUACGAAAUUGUUUCUGUCGUCGGCAGCGGCUCUUUCGGCAAGGCAGUUCUCGUGAAGGACAGGGCGGGACGCAAACUGAUAAUGAAGCUCAUUAACACGAGGCAAAUGAACAAGGAAGAUAUAGAGGAGGCGAAGAGAGAAAUACAGGUUUUGUCUAAACUGGUCGACGCCCCUUUUAUUGUUCACUACAGAAAUGCAUUUAACGACACUUAUCACGGAAACCCUCACCUCUGCAUCGUCAUGGACUUCUGCGAGGGGGGCGACAUGGCGAAGCUGAUUCGCGAGCGAAAGCGGCAGCGCAAACCCUUCAGCGAAAUCACUUUGAGGACUUGGCUGCUGCAGUUGGCAGUGGCACUGGACUUUAUGCAUAAACACAAAAUACUGCAUAGAGGUAAUUAA